This is a messenger RNA of Saccostrea cuccullata (small rock oyster), 1867 nucleotides long. RefSeq lists its product as uncharacterized. The record is from RefSeq and is a predicted model, not a curated record. The transcript has 2 exons. The coding region runs from base 284 to 1867 and encodes 527 amino acids. Lineage: Eukaryota; Metazoa; Mollusca; Bivalvia; Ostreida; Ostreidae.
GGAACUCUUCUGUUUCCGGUUUACAAUGUCGACCGCAUGGCUGCGGCUCUGCAACACUUAUGUUUUUAUUGUUUAAAUACCUGCUGCUGACCACAGUCUUUUUACCAUUACAUUACAUCAACAAUAAAGAUUUAAACCUUUAUGUUGUGUGUGGUUAACUGGCUGCAUCCUAAGGCAAAGGCAGCACAGUAAAAAGACUCACUCCAGCAAACUGAAGGCAAGUGCAUCGUCACGUCACUAGGACACAGACACCGCUACAGCCUCUUUCAUCAACUACUAAGCAAUGGCAACCAAAGACAAAGACACGGAAACAGAUACGAAGCAUGAACUAGAUAGUGAAAGUCAUUCAAUCGAUGAAGAAUCCAGAAUCAGAGCUUUGACUGGAAAAGCUACUCAAGUGUACGAGGACAAGGUCAAGCACUAUACUGUUGAACUUUCCAUUUUGUGGGAUCGUGUAGACUAUAUGAUACAAUGUGUAGAGAAAAAUAAGGGUAACCUGAACAGUCUCCUGGAAAUGGAGAAAAAGUUAUUCCAAGAUAUUGAGAAUUUUGAUCAGUUUUCACAAGAAUUCAGAGAAUAUCUCACAAGAACAAGAUCCCAUGAGAGUGUUUGUGAACGCCAAAGACUUGAUUUCCUUAAGAAAGGAUAUGACUUACUGAUACAAAAUGCAAAACGAAAUCUAAAGAAAUACUUAGAGGAGCAGCAUAAAAAGGAGGAAAAGUCAGAAUAUUCCUACCGCUCGAGGACGACUUCAACCAGGAGUAGCCAAUCAUCUAUCAUCGCUAGAAAGUCCGCAAAGGCUGAGGCAGCAAAGGUCAGUUUACAGUUCGCCAAGGAGGCAGCAGAAUUGAAGAAAAAGCAGGCCUUGAUUGAGCAACAAUAUGCAUUAGAAACCGCCACAGCCAAAGCACACGCGGAGAGACAGAAGGUUGAGACUCAGGCUAAACUUGAGUUACUGAAAAAAGAACAAGAGGCAGCGGAGGCCGAAGCGGAAGUAAGUGUAUUGAGGUCGUUUGACGGAGACGAAGACGCUUCGCACAGAUCGCUACCGUCCCUGCCGGAAAGCGAUUCCCACACAAAGACAAAAGAUUAUGUAGCAAAUCUCACAAUUGUUCCUCCUCAGGACUUCGUCAAAAGGACAAGUGACCAACAAACUUCUAACAUGGAUGAUAUGGUCGGUAAUCACAAGACAUUCGGGGACCUCUAUCGCAGAGACAUUCACAGAGAGCUACACUCUGUUCCUCCAGCUAGCGCUCACCCCGUGGGUGUACCACAAGAUUUUCUAGCCAGUUCAUCCUUGAAUCCUGAAGCGCCAUCUUAUAAACCGACCAACCCAAGCCUAUCAUCGGAUUUCACAAAGUUCCUCCUCAAGAAAGAUCUCCUUCUAACUCGUCUAACUACCUUCAAUGAUAAACCUGAGACCUAUGCAUCCUGGAAAAACAGUUUUAAAAACAUAAUGGAGGAACUGGGAGUUACUCCAGUGGAAGAGAUUGACUUACUUGUCAAGUGGCUGGGGAAAGAUUCACAAAAGUACGCUCAAUCCCUAAAAACCUCCACAUCAAACGAUCCUAUAAGAGGUCUUCAUCGUAUCUGGGACAGACUGGAUGAAAGGUUCGGAGCUCCGGAAAUGGUUGAGGCAGCCUUAAAGCACAAAGUUGACAGUUUUGCGAAAAUAACCUCUAAGAACUUAAAGUCUUUGUACGAGUUGACUGAUAUUUUGAGUGAAAUAGAAUCAGUGAAAGAAGACACUAAGUUCAGCACUCUUCUGGGAUAUUAUGAUUCAUCAUCGGGUGUUACCCCCUAUCGUCAGAAAACUCCCCAUAAAUCUCCAAGAAAAAUGGACUACAGCGGCUGUCAAGUACAAUGA